AUGACUACUUUACCUCAUUUGUCGAUCGUGUUCUUCCUCCUUUUCUUCUCUCAAACCAAAGGUCAUUUUGGUAACCAUGCAAAAUUAUCCUCCAUUGAGUCCAUCAAACAACUUGAAACUUGUUGUGAAGUAGGUAGCGAAGCGCAAGGCCUCCAUCAGCUCAAACUAUAUCUCGCUCGUUUCGGCUACCUAGAUUACCAAAUUACCCUUGACCACGUCAGUGCCAAAGACGACAAAUUUGAUGACAAACUCGAGGCCGCCCUGAAAACUUACCAAAAAUAUAACCAUCUCAAUUCCACUGGGACAUUAGAUGGGCCCACGGUUUCACAAAUGCUCAUACCUCGUUGUGGACUACCAGAUAAAAGUACUUAUAUCCAUGGAUCGAAAUCACCCCACAUAGUUCCUCAUUUCAAACUUUCCCCAACUCUCCUUAGAUGGCCCCCUGGUAAAUCACACUUCACUUACGCGUUCCCCUCAAACUUUCCAAACAAACACGCACCUCCUGUUGACCGUGCCUUCAAACAAUGGGCUACUGCAACUCAUUACUUCACAUUCUCUAAAAUCGCUGACUUUAAGCGUGCCGAUUUAAAGGUUAGUUUUGAAAGAAGAAAGCAUGGAGAUACUGAUUUUGAUGGGCCUGGUAUUGUAUUGGCACAUGCUUUUCCGCCAACAGAUGGAAGGCUCCAUUACGAUAUAGAAGAGAAUUGGUCAGAUGGACCAGGACCAACUGCUGGGACUAUUGAUUUAGAGUCGGUGACUGUUCACGAAAUAGGACAUCUAUUUGGGUUGGAUCAUAGUGACAAUCCGAAUGCCUCAAUGUUCCCUAGUAUCAAUUACGGAGUUAUAAGACGUUUGCAUGCAGAUGACAUCAACGGCAUUAAAACUCUCUAUAAACUUAAAUAA
Molecule: messenger RNA, 903 nt
Organism: Cynara cardunculus var. scolymus (artichoke)
Lineage: Eukaryota; Viridiplantae; Streptophyta; Magnoliopsida; Asterales; Asteraceae
Product: metalloendoproteinase 1-like
Exons: 1
Coding region: 1-903 (300 amino acids)
Biological process (GO): extracellular matrix organization; proteolysis; collagen catabolic process
Cellular component (GO): extracellular matrix
Molecular function (GO): metalloendopeptidase activity; zinc ion binding
Source: RefSeq, a predicted model, not a curated record